Molecule: messenger RNA, 4440 nt
Organism: Zootoca vivipara (common lizard)
Lineage: Eukaryota; Metazoa; Chordata; Lepidosauria; Squamata; Lacertidae
Gene: SMYD5
Product: SMYD family member 5
Biological process (GO): negative regulation of gene expression, epigenetic
Molecular function (GO): histone H4K20 methyltransferase activity; protein binding
Source: RefSeq, a predicted model, not a curated record
ACGGGCAAACUGAGCUGCGAUCCCUCCCUCCCGCGAUUGCAAUUGCAUUUCUUGCUCCUCCUCCUCCUGGCGGGCAGGGUCAGAGUUGGGCCAAGAUGGCGGCUCCCAUGAGUGACACGUUCUCCUUUUGUAUGGACCCCGCCGGCCAAGCCCGCCGAGCCCUGGAGGUGCGAUUCAUCAGCAACGUCAAGGGCAAAGGACUCUUCGCCACUAGAAACAUCAAGAAGGGGGAAACGAUUUUCAUCGAGAAGCCCGUGGUGUCUGCCCAGUUCCUCUGGAAUGCCCUGUAUAAAUAUAGAGCCUGCGACCAUUGCUUGCGAGCACUGGAGACGGCGGAAGAAAAUGCCCAGAGGCUCCUGGGGAAGUCCCAAGCCCUUCCUCACCCAGAGCAGUGCAGCAUUCGGAAAGAGCUCCACCAGCACUGCCCCGGUUGCCAAGUGGCUUAUUGCAGCGCCGAGUGCCGCCAGCUUGCCUGGGAGCAGUAUCACCAGGUUUUGUGCCUGGGGCCUUCCAGGCAGGACCCCAACCACCCGCUCAGCAAACUGCAGGAGGCCUGGAGGAACAUCCAUUACCCCCCUGAGACUUCAAGCAUCAUGCUCAUGGCCAGAAUGGUUGCCACAGUCAAGCAGGCAAAGGACAAAGACUGGUGGAUCAAACUCUUUGCUCAGUUCUGCAGCAAAACAGCCAACGAGGAAGAGGAGAUUGUCCACAAACUCCUGGGAGAUAAAUUUAAGGGCCAGCUGGAAGUCCUGCGUGUGCAUUUCACCGAAGCCCUUUACGACGACCAUCUCAGCAGGUGGUUCUCCCCGGAAGGCUUCCGGUCGCUUUUCGCCCUCGUUGGCACCAACGGACAAGGGAUAGGGACCAGCUCUUUGAGCCAAUGGGUCCAUGCCUGCGAUGUCUUGGAGUUGCCCCCUCGGGAGCGAGACCAGUUGGACACCUUCAUAAACCAGCUGUACAAGGACAUGGAGAGAGAGACAGGGGAAUUUCUGAAUUGCGAAGGCUCUGGCCUCUACAUGCUGCAGAGUUGCUGUAACCACAGCUGCAUCCCCAAUGCCGAGACCUCAUUCCCGGAUAACAAUUUCCUCCUGCACCUGACGGCUUUGGAGGAUAUCGGGCCGGGAGAGGAGAUCUGCAUCAGCUACUUAGACUGCUGCCAACGGGAGCGAAGCCGCCACAGCCGCAACAAGACCCUCCGGGAAAACUACCUGUUUGUUUGCUCCUGCCCCAAGUGCCUGGCUCAAGCCAACGACCCGGACGUGACAUCGGAAGAGGAAGACGAGGAGGAGGAGGAAGCCGAAGGGGAGCCGGACGAUGCAGAACUGGAGGACGAGAUGACGGACGUUUGACCCUGGGGGCUGGGCUGGGGGUUUCUCUCUGGAGGCGACGGCGACAUUGGCUUGGGAAGCAGAUUCCUGGACUCGUGAGCGGCCUGUACUGGCAGCCGAGCAAAGGGCAGAGAUUUCACCAGGACACAAAGGGGGAAGUCUGUCCCUUUGGAAAAAAAGUGUGCCCCAUUUCCUGGCACCUCCCCUCUCUGCAUUGUAUCGGAGCUGUUAACCCCCUCAAAGACGGCCGGAUCUUCCCUGCCAAUUGCCACGGGGCAGUUCCCUAACAUGCAACAUCCCCCCCCCAAGCCCAUGGGGCAGAGGGGGAUGGGCAGAAGGAACCCCUUGACCACCAUUUCUCCACUUGCCUGGGUGCAGUAAAACGAUUUGCAACACAAAGAGCAGCUUUUGUGUUUGGGGGAAUAAGGGAGAGGCUCUUGUCUUGCCUUUUGUUCUGGGCCAAAACUAAGGAAAUGUAUUUCCACAGGGGCAAAUGGUCACAUUCUGCACUUAGCUGGGAAGAACCAGAUGCACAAAUAUAAGAUGGCGGGACACCGGGCUUGCCAGUGGUAAAAUAUGAGAAGGAUCUAGGGGUCUCAGUGGACCACAAACAUGAGUCAACAGUGUGAUGCAGCAGCAGAAAAAAGCUGAUGCUAUUCCAGGCUCCAUCAACAGAAAUCUAGUGUCCAGAUCAAGGGAAAUCAUAAUAUCACUCCAUUCUGCCUUGGUCAGAACAUACCUGGAAUACUGUGUCCAGUUAUUAAUAAUAAUUUAUUAUUUCUACCGCGCCCAUCUGGCUGGGUUUCCCCAGCCACUCUGGGCGGCUUCCAGCAAAAGAUUAAAAAUACAUUAAAACAUCAGUCAUUAAAAACUUCCCUAAGCAGGGCUGCACAAUUUAAGUUCUGGGCACCACAAUUUAGAAAGGAUGUUGACAAGCCGGGAAAUGUGCGGAGGAGGGUGACCAAGAUGAUCAAGGGUCUAGGAGCCAAGCCGUAUGAGGAAUGGUUGAAGGAGCUGGAUAGGUUCAGUCUGGAAAAUAAUCAUAGAAUUUUAGAGUUAGAAGGGAUCCCCCAAGGGUCAUCUAGUCCAACCCCCUGCAAUGCAGGAAUAGUUCUCUGCUGUUUUAACAGAGCAUUAAGAAGCUAGUUUUGCAAGGUUUUUUGUGUUGUGGGGAGGGUGGAGUUUAUCCCCUGGGAUAGCUCAGUGGGUACACCAUGAGACACUUUAUCUCAGAGUCGUGGGUUUGAACCCUACAUUGGACAAAAGAGUCCUGCACUGCAGGGGGUUGGACUAGAUGACCCUCGUGGUCCCUUCUGAUUCUCUUACUCUAUGAGUCUACCUGGGGUAAACAGAGACCCAUGAAGCAGGUUUGAUGGCUCAGAUAUUUGUGGGGCUCUGUGAUUUAAUAGGAUGUGACAAUUCUGGUGUGUCCUGAUUUUAGUUUCUUUUUAAAACCAAGUUUCUAGUCCUCGUAGAGGGAUAAAAGGAGCCAAGCUCUGGCAAGUCUGGUGACAAACCAUAGCUUGUUGCAUUUCAGGGAGGUCUCCUUUGUCAGGAGCUUUAUGAAAAGUUUCAUAAUUCCAACAGGACCUAUAGCUGCUAGAUCCAAUGUGUGAACAAAUAAUUAUCGCCGUGUCCUCUCCAAGAGCCCUUAACUCAGGGUGAUCAGCUGGCAACUGGUCUCUUAUCAGGUCCUUCACUCACUUCUUCACGUGGUGGAGCCAAGAUCAUUUCCCCAAUCUUUCUUGCCAUUAUUUGCUCAGAUUUGAGAACAUGGUGCCCUCAGACAUCAUCAUGAGGGCACCGGGGUGCGGGGUUGGGGUGGAUUAAAUGACCCAUUGGGGUCCCUUCCAACUAAGAUUCUAUGACCACCACCACCCUUGGCAGCUGCGGAGACCCUUACUUUAAAUUUGAGGGUUUUCUUUCUGCAACCAGAAGUGGCAAGAAUGCAAAAUCCAACAGUCUUCUAUUUCCUCCUAAUGCCUCUGUGCACCAGGUAGAGAGUGCUCUGCCUACUUCUGGGGGGGGGUGGAGGUUGUGCUUUUUGUUUGCUUGGGGGAAAUUUUGGAGGCGAGUUCUGCUUUCCUUUCGUCUUGGAUUUAUUUUGGGAGGGUCUGAGCACCUCUGCUUUUUCCUUCCGUGAAAGGACUACAGUCGUACCUUGGUUGCCGAACGCCUUGGAACUCGUAUGUCUCGGCUCCUGAGUGAUCGGAAACCAGAAGUGAGUGUUUUCCGGUUUCCGAACAAUUUUCGGAAGCCGGAUGUCCGCCGCGGCUUCCGAUUGGCCGCAGGACGCCCCUGCAGCCAAUCGGAAGCCAUGCUUUGGUUUUUGAACGGUUUCAGGAGUCGAACGGACUCCCGGAACGCAUUCUGUUCGAGAACCAAGGUAUGACACUGCUCUUAAAUGUGCUAGAAGUAAGGUUAGGAGAAGGCCCUGAGCUACCCAGCACUUACCAGCAGGGGGUGCCAAACGUGUUGGCCCCUUGGGCACAGUUUGCAAAGUAGAAAAACUGCUAUGCAUAAAACGCGCAGAAACCCCAGAACCUAUUUUAUUGGGGAAGGGGGGCCUGGUGUGGGGAAGCUGUGUCCCCAGGAGCCGCCAGCAAUCUGUGUCCUGGAGGUUUCAGUCUCUGUCGCUCCCUUCCCUAGUUAAAGCAGAGUUUGCGAAUGGGCACAUUUGAAACUCUGAGAGGGUGCCGUGGGAGGCUGUGGCAUAGCCAAAUAAAAACAAAAAAAUGGAACAAGAAGCAGGACCACAAGACUGCUGUGGGGAUUCUCCCCCAUCGAUGGAAAAAGGUAACCUAAAUUAGGGGUGGCCAACUACUGCGAUCUACUUUCAGAAUUAAAAACUGGCAGUGAUCUACCCAUUUUUUUGGGUUAGUUACAGGUAGGUAGCCGUGUUGGUCUGAGUCGAAGCAAAAUAAAAAAAUUCCUUCAGUAGCACCUUAAAGACCAAGUUUUUAUUAGAAGUGUGAAGAAGUGUGCAUGCACACGAAAGCUCAUACCAAAAUAAAAACUUAGUUGGUCUUUAAGGUGCUACUGAAGGAAUUUUUUUAUUUUGCUCCGUUUUUUUUGGGUUCAGCUCAAAGUUGUUGAGCUUUUUUAGGGAGGA